Venturia canescens is the source of this 2507-nucleotide messenger RNA. RefSeq lists its product as uncharacterized. The record is from RefSeq and is a predicted model, not a curated record. Bases 176 to 2272 code for a protein of 698 amino acids. Lineage: Eukaryota; Metazoa; Arthropoda; Insecta; Hymenoptera; Ichneumonidae. The transcript is spliced from 2 exons.
CGUUUGUGUUGUCUAGAGUUGGUCAAAAGUUCUUUAGUGAUGGUGAAGAGUGAUACUGACAGUAACGUGAAAGAUUGAGAGCGAUAAAAAUACGAAUUUCAAUCGUUUUUCUACAUUUCUGGACAUUGAAACGCCCAAAACGAAAAAAAAGAAUUCUUGGCUCUCCACGUAAAAGAUGGACUCUAAUAAAACGAAUUCUUCGGCUACCCAGGCUACCAGCGGUCCACCAACACCGCUCGCGAUGCCGAGCACUCCCAUAAAGCGCCUGCGUCUUGACGAUUCAGAGUAUAACGAGUGCGAAAAAACAGAAUCUUUGGAGAGGAGCAUCGAUUCGAAUUCGGCGAUGAGUGACGGCGACGGCGAUGGAACUUUAAAGCAGGUAGAAAGCCCUGAAAGACCCAUGAGUUGCGAGGAAAUUUCAAUGGCUUUCUUAAAAAACAAAGAAUAUGUCAAAUCGUACAACGAUUUGAAGAACUUCGUCGGCAGACCCGAUAGCCUUGUUUGCGUCAAUUGUCCCUUCGUUAUCAAGCCUCACGGCUGGACCGAAGAAACGUUUUCGGAGGAAUUCCAAAAAAUGAUGGAACAUUCGUACGCAGAUUUCGGGAAAUUUUCUACGAGCAGUCGCAACAUGUACGAAGCACCGUGGAACGCGAAGAGCAACGAUCGGUACUACCGACAACGGAAUCAAAUCGUUGAAAAAUCAUUCACUUACACUGACGACCAAAUAAAAACUUACCUCGAGAUGAAAGUCAUCCUGGAAUCAGACAAUUUUCACGUGUGCGUUUUAACCGGCGAUUCCGGCACCGGCAAAACCGUUUUUCUCAAGCAAUUCUUCGACGAUCCAGAAAUCGAUGUGAUUUACAUCGCAUCGCAACACUCCCUGCUCGGAGAAGCGUGUCGGACGCUGCAUUUGGAUUCCACCACCGACACGAUGACUUUGGCUUCCCUAAUGAUGAAGAUUUUCUGUUUUGAGUUUGACGAGUACAAAAAAUUCAUAGAGCGUUUGAUCAAGAUACCGAUUGAAGAAAUCGAAGGAAUCGGCAGCUUGCCGGACAAUUUCAAGUUGAACGGGAACGCACUGAACGAUUUGUUCGCUCGAAAAAUAUUCUACUCGACACCCAGCCGGAAGUUGGUUCUGUGCAUCGACGAGUUCAACAUGAUCAACACCGCCGAGCUCUGCAUCAUGAAACUGGGGCUGGAGCGCUUGGUUUCUGCGAAGAAAGAAGUCAACCUGAUUCUCCUCUUGUGCGGAAAUCCCUUCAGAACCCAGCCAAUUUUCGUGCCAGCAUUGACAGCGGAUGAGGAAAAAACGAACGAAAGCUUUGCCGCCGAUGGGAGCGAUGCUCAGAGACCGAUGUCCGAAAAUGCUGCUUCUGCAAUCAAGCUCGGACAGACCCGCUUCGAGUUCAAGCACGAGUUAAAGCACUCAAACAACGUAGAAUACCAAACAUUUUUACACAAUCUGAAAAACUCCAACAAACUCGAAGCCGACGUGUUCGAAUUUUUUCAUGCAGUUUCCGAAGUUCGUAUAAUCCCCCACAAAUAUUGCAUCCCAGCCCUCCUGGACCUGCCGACCCCCAACCGAUCCAAUCCCUUCGACGAACCAGACGACCGUUACCUCUGCGAUGUAACUGCAUGGGUGCAAACUUACGGCAAAGACUUCAACGGCUCGUCAUGCUAUUCGUACUUGAACGCCGAAGCUCACCGCAUGAAUUUGUCUAUCGCCUUUUCCGCGUGGCAGCAAUGUCGGCUGUUCAAUGAAGCCGCGAACCAGAGAGGAAAUCCGACCAUACCGCUCCACCAAAUCCCUCGAUUGGUGCCGGUCUACCCUGGAAAUGAAUCGGGACGAUUGACCGGAAAGUCCGAAGUUUCUGAGCUCCCUCUCGUCAUCGGUUUCCGCUACAAAGUUCUGCAUUCAGACGGCGACCUGAAGAACGGUGACACAGUCACCCUGGUUCAUGUCCAGUACGAAAAUGAGGCAUCGUGCAAAAAAGUUUGCCACCUUCUCGUCGUAACCACAGACGGUGAUGUAUUCAAGAUCAAUCCUGGUCUGUACAGCGUCCCUUCGUUCUUGGGUCACUCCAAACGUGACGAACUCUUUGGAUUUCCACUGCGACUGGCAUUCGCGAAGACCAUACGAGGCAGCAUCGGCCCACCAAUAGAAGGCGACGUUUAUAGCAACGUCACAAAUUGUAGCGCCGAAGAAGUCUAUACUUUACUGACCAAAAUCCGCGACUGCAGUCAAGUCAAGGGCCUGGCUUGGGUCAAAUAAAACACGAGCUCUUACGAGGCCACUUGCGAUCGAAGUUUUUCCAGUCUGCCAAUUUUCGAGUCAUUGGAACGGGGAAUUUCGUGAUAAAAUAAAAAAAAAAAAAUAUAUAUAAUACUUUUUUUUACGAAUAUUGUACUUUUUACAGCAUGAAAAAUGUAACUUUAUCUUUUUUGGUACUUCGGGCAGGGCUGCCAACACAAAAUAUGAAAAUUAAAUACACAAUUAUUCAACAGGA